AUGGCUGGAGUUCUACAUCCGUUAGCAGCUCGCCUUUUAGUCGGAAGCAUACGAGACAAGCAUCCAGAUCUCCCAAUACAGGUGCACACCCAUGACAUGGCUGGAACUGGUGUUGCUUCCAUGCUUGCAGCAAUAGAGGCAGGCGCCGACGGUGUUGACGCGGCGAUCGACAGCAUGAGCGGAGUGACCAGUCAGCCGAGCAUGGGCGCCAUUGUGCGAAGUCUGAUGAACACUCCAAAAGCUACAGAUCUCAAUCUGAAAGCGGUAUCACAAUACAGCCAUUAUUGGGAAGAAACUCGUCGACUGUAUGCAAAUUUUGAAAGCACCGAUUUAUUGAAAAGUGGAACAUCGGACUCGUUCUCUCUGAAUCUGCUCGAUAAAUUCCCAUUGGUCUGCAAAAACUAUGGAGAAGCGAAUAAGGCUCUGGGAGACAUAAUCAAGGUGGCUCCUUCGUCGAAAGUCGUUGGCGAUCUGGCGCAGUUUAUGACUCAGCACGGUAUCACUUCAAGUGAGGAAUUGGAAAAGGACGCUGAGAAGCAUCCACUGCCGAAAAGCGUGCAGGACUUCUUCGAGGGAAAACUAGGACAACCCACUUACGGAUUCCCCAAGACCCUUCAAGAGAAGGUUCUUCGUGGGAAGAAGCCGCUUACUGGACGACCAGGAGCGUCUCUAAAACCAGUCGAUCUCGAUCACGAAAAAAGGCUGCUCGAAGAGAAACAUCAACAAAACUUC
Ostertagia ostertagi is the source of this 732-nucleotide messenger RNA. Lineage: Eukaryota; Metazoa; Nematoda; Chromadorea; Rhabditida; Trichostrongylidae. The record is from the annotation of a GenBank genome assembly.